UUUUAUUAGUAAUUGCUAACAAAAAAUAUUUUCCUUACCGGACCUCUUAAACUAAACCACGAACGAAAACGCCCAUGUUUGCGCAGAUCAAAGGUUUAUUAUUUUUCUAAGCUGAUUGGUACUAUAUUGAUUUACUCUGAAAUUCGAGUGGAAUUAACACUAAAAUUUAAAAACACCGUAAAUAUAGAUCUUUAGCAAUAUUCGAUAGCGAAAGCUAAAGAAUAGCCAACAUUUCUGAAAUAGAAGCGAGGCUCAAAAGACUCGUGUCCCGACCAGUAGCGUACGAAAAAGUUAGUCUUGUCAGGCCCGAGAAAAUCAAUGAUAUUUCGUCGCGACUCGCGUGUGUUAUUUUUCGCUUCGUGAUCGGUUUAUAUGUUUUUCUAAAAACGUUAAAGAUGAGAAUGUUACAAUUUAAAUUAUUCUACAAAAUAUGUUUUUUGCCGAGAUUGAAUUCAGUUGGGCGCGUGUGUUAUUAAAUGUCGUAAUGUUAAAACUAAUUAACGCCUAAUGGGUGCUACAUUUUGUUCGCAAUAUUCAUGUAAAUAAUGUGAAUAUUAAAUGGAAGUACGUAAUUUGAAGUAACUAAAUGCAAUUUUACCCGUUGUAAUGCACAGAAAGAUUCUAAAUUAUGAUAUAAGCAGUGCACACAGCAAACAAUGAGGUUUCAUAGAAGGUGCGGCGACCGGGUCACGCUCUUAAAUGAAAACUCUACGGCUGUUAGAAAUUUUGUAGAAUUUAAUCACGGCUUGAUUUUAAGUUCCGAGCCAUUGAAAGAUGAUGUGGUGUUUGAAGUGUCCAUCGAUAGAAAGGUAAAUGUUUGGAAUGGCAGUCUGGAGAUAGGUGUUACAACAUUAGACCCGGAGUUUAUGGAACUACCUGCAACAGCGACAAAACUAAGAAAUACAGCAUGGAUUAUGUCAGGCAGUUCUAUUGUGAAAGACGGGAUCACCCUAGUCAACUCUUAUGGGCCCGAACUAGACACAUUGCGAGAGGGAGAUUGUGUGGGAGUGAUGAGAACAAGCAAGGGGGAAUUAACAUUUUAUGUGAACGACCGCUGCCUCGGGAUAGCUGCUAGAGAUUUACCUCAGAGAUUAUUUGCUGUUAUUGAUCUCUACGGGCAAUGCGUGCAAGUCUCAAUAAUUCGUAACAACGAAAUAAGACCAAUCAUGGACGGCAGCAUGGAGCAGGUCGAAGAAGAUCCAAACAAUGACGACUCGCUAACAUUGAGUGAAAUGGACGGAGCAGGUCUUCCAUCAGAGCCAAAUCAAUAUCCUAAAGAACCUCGUAAUAUUUACAUUCCAAUGACUUCCGAAGGUGCUUGUGCACUUGUUGCACAAGACCGGCUGCGGUUUUACCCACGAUGUGGUAUUUUAGUAAAACUGUCCAAUAACAAUAAGACUGCAGAGAGAGCCCGUCCUUUGGACGAUUAUAACAAUGGAGUUGUAAUGACUCACCGUCCUUUGUACGACAACGAGUUAUUCGAAAUACGAAUAGAUAGGCUGGUUGACAAAUGGAGUGGCAGUAUUGAGGUUGGUGUUACAACUCACAACCCUAGUACCAUACGAUUCCCGUCGACUAUGACUAACAUGGACUCCGGGACUAUAAUGAUGUCCGGUUGCAAGGUGCUACUCAAUGGCCACGGAACUUGCAUGGAGUACGGGAACUUCAAUCUCGACGAACUAAGAGAAGGCGAUACAGUCGGGAUGAUGCGAAGAAGUAAUGGCAAACUACACUAUUUUAUCAACGGUGUCGAUCAAGGCGUGGCCACCGAUAAAGUUGAUCGACAAGUCUGGGGGGUGGUGGAUCUUUACGGCAUGACUGUCAAAGUAUCGAUAGUUGAUCCAUGCGAAGACAUGGACAGCAACAUCAACAACCCACCACCGGCCACGGUGAAUUCGUCUCCGGAGAUACCUCCGCCAAGUAGAUUUAGACCAAGAAUAGACGAAGAGAGCCUUUUAUUUCAUGCGCUGCGUGAUUCGAAUGUUAUUAUUGUUAAUAAUGGUAAGACUGCUCAUAGGCCUAAUGCUUUCAGGUGCGUCAACAACGCAAUCGUAAUGACGAACCGUACUUUGAGGACCAACGAACUGUUCCAAGUACGUCUCGACCUCAUCCUACCCGAGUGGGCUGGAAGCAUUGAGAUUGGAGUCACGCAGCAUUCCUCAAAUGAAAUAAAGUUUCCAUCAAAAAUGAGCAAUUCUAAGUUCCAAUGGCAACGCAAUCUAAGGACUUGCCAUAUGUCCGGCACCUGGGCAGUGACCGGAGAGGACGUUAUACGAGACGGAGCCGUCGUCAUUCCAAAAUAUGUUCGGCAUAUGAAUACACUUGUGAAAGGCGAUAUGGUGGGCGUGAUGCGCAAAGAAUUGGGAAUACUCCAUUUCUUUGUCAACGGUGUGGAUCAGGGUCCCGCCGCUUUUAAUGUACCUGAACACGUAUUUGGCAUAAUAGAUUUGUAUGGGCGUGCUGCGCAAGCGACAAUAGUAGACCAGUACACGCCUCCUCCAAUAUAUUCUCCUGAAUCUCCACUAUCCACUGAAUCUAACGCUACGAUAUUACCUGAAAUGUGUUUUCAUGAAGUACACGGUCGGAAUGCUCGCCUCAGCCGCAACCACCUGACGGCGUGGCGCGCAACAGUCUACUCAGAGUUCAAUGACGCUGUGCUGUUCAGCUCGCGACCGCUCCGCGAAUGUGAUAUGUUCGAGAUACGCAUCGAUAAAAUGGUUGACUGCUGGAUCGGCAGCCUGGAAAUCGGCGUAACAGCUCUACGCCCUGUUGACCUCGAAGCCAGCGAGGGAGUGGGCACUGUCGCGGGAACUGCUACCGACCUCAACUGUCACACGUAUAUCCUGAGCGGGGCGGCCAUGAUGAAAGACGGCGAGUGCGUCCGCAGCGGGUAUCCCCUCGACUUGGACACGCUCACUGUUGGCAGUCGUGUUGGAAUGAUGUGGCACGCUGACCGCAGUCUCCACUACUAUCUGGAUGGAAUGGACAUGGGCAAGUCUUGGUACAUGCCGCAUCUCAAUAUCUACGCGGUCGUUGAUUUGUACGGCCAGUGCACUCAGGUGACUAUACUGCGGAAUGAGGAGAGAACAUUCAAUUACAACGGUUGUACUAAUUCUGACAACUCGAUGCUUAGUAACUCUAGGGCGCUGUCAUCUCCUCCGCCCCCUUACUGGAGCUUCUCUGAGUACUAUGGCGAUAAUAUAUGUUUAUUGCAAGACUAUACCGUCGCGCGGCGCCUUUUGCCAGAUCCUAUGGCGUGUCUUGUCUUCAGCUCGGCUCACCUUGCUAUCGGGCAAUUGUUCGAGAUAAAGGUAGCUGAGUGCAAGUACGCGUUCGCGGGCAGCUUUCGCAUUGGCGUUACAGACAUCAACAUCCUGAACGCUCAUGUCAACCGCAGCCUGCCGCCAACCAUCUCCUGCCUCCCACACUUCACAGCUUACAUCGACGGACGAAACAUAAAGUACUCGAAGCCGGGCACGCGAGAACAGGAGAUCUACUCGUUUGUGCCGUCGUUUGAGUGGCUCCGCCCCGGUGACAGGAUCGGUCUCAAGAAAACCAGCGACUCGCGAGUACUCGUCUACUACAACUCGGAACAACUCGAAACGUCUUUUGAAAAAGUUCCCGACAAAGUGUACGUUGUGUUGGAGAUCUUCGGUCACGUCAAUAAGAUCCAGGCCGUCUCUCAGAGCCCGCUUGCAAACGCGUUGACUCAACAGACGAUCCCUAACGGUGAUUAUCAGAAGCAGGAUACGGUAUCACAACCCGCUACUUUAGAUACAGAAAAUCAAGACGAAGUAUUCGAACCUGGUUCAGUGCGAAGUCAGUCUGAAUUCGCGAGUGUAGCCCCACGAACUGCUGAAUCAACCGCCGACGAAGGCGACGAGUCGCUUAGCGAAAAGUCCUUAAGUGCAGAGCCCAGUGAAGAGUAUCUAGAAAGUACAGCCGGUGUAUCUGACUGCGAAACCAUGGUGCGGAGCAAGAUGAAUAAGACGCCGGUGCUGAAGGGGAGGGCUGCAGCGUUGGCGGCGCAGGCUGCGCAAGCCGCUGAAGCCGCUUUGCAAAGAGAGCGGGAGGAGGCAAGGAACGCUGCUCGCUACAAGGGGAAGGGACCCGGCAAGAAGGCUCGCAAGGCUCAAGCUCAGGCUCAGGCCCAAGCUCAGGCCCAGGCUCAGGCUGCAGCGGCUACGGCUGCCGCGGGCGCCUCUACGUCCUCUGCUGACGCUUCUGCUGAUGCCGGUGCCGGGGCCUCCACCUCGGAGACCUCCGGCACUGAGGCUUCGGGCGAAGGCGCCGCUGACGAACCGCCCGCCGAACCUUGGCCUCGUAGACCCAAUCCGUUGCCAUACACCUUCCAUAACGUGCAUGGAGGGAACAUCAAGCUCUGCAGCUCAGAUACGGUCGCAGUACGUUACUCCGGUUAUCGCGACGGCAUCGCAGUGAUCAGUCAGCCACUGCGCCGCGGACACAAUUUUAGAUUCCGCGUUGACAAAGUAUCUGAGGAAUGGCUGGGCAGCGUUACCAUCGGCGCUGUCGGCGUCCUCCCUGUGGAGCUGCCGUGGAACGCGGUCCAUCUCGAGCCGCCCUGUUGGGUGCUGUCCAGCGACCUGCUCAAUGAUAACGGAGCAUUUACUAAUUCCUACAUGGGAAUGGCGUUGGAUAGCCUGAAUGAGCAGUCUGUGCUAACUAUCCACUUCCGCUUCACAAGCGAGCUUGUGCUGUUGUUGAACGGCAAGAUGGUCGGCUGCAUCGCAACCAUCCCGCGUCGAUACAGCCACGUGUUUCCCACCAUAGAUCUGUAUGGAAGGAUCUCUCAGGUGUCUGUGUUGCUACAUCCGUAUGUCGUUGCAAGUGGUGCAUCUUUAGAUUUGCCAGUAAUUACUGAGCGCGAGGAGUUGCCUCCAGAUCCCGAAUCCGAUAUAGAAGGAGCUAGCUCCGGGGAUCUUGAAUCUCGACGAAAGAAGAAAACUAAAGCUUUUAGUCAGGAUAAUCUGGUUGAAAAUCGUUGGGGGUCCACCUACAUGCCAGCAGGCCCCAGUCAUGGCCUAAGCUUCAUGCCCUAUCGCGUGCCCACCCCUCUGCCGUAUCGUUCUCCGACUCCCAUCCCAGGCCCCGUGAUCGGACCUCUCUCCAAUUCUAUAGGGGGCAUGACCGAUUCAGCACAGAAAAAGAAGAUCAAGAAUGAAAAGAAAAAACUUAGAACAACCUUACCAAUUCAACCAAAGAGGGAGGUACCUACUGCUCGUCGGGAAGAAGAUGAAGAUGAUCCACCUCAGGCGCCUCUCCACCAGAGUCUCAAUUGUGAUUCUGAUGACUCACUACCGGGCUACAAUGAUCUCGUGAACCGCUAUUUUCGUAAGAGUCACUCUACUCAUGACUUUUACCAUGAGAUUGAAGAUGAUGAUGCCGGGGGCCCGAUGCGCCAUACAUUCAGUGUCGGCUCCCACGUCGGCGAUGAUACGUCUGACGACGUAGUUCACGAGCAGUUCUGCGAUACUAACAUCCGCCACAACGACCGCUACCCGGAAGCCAACGAUGUCGACAAUCUGGACAACGAGAUCAUGGACGCGCUGACCAUGGAGACAGGGAAUCUACCCGAUCUCACUGAGGAGCAGUCUUCCUCCAUCGAAAAUUCGCGUCGUGAUGAUUGGUCCGAGCCACUGUCCGUUGAGAACUUGCACUAUUUGAACCGCAUCUUGUGCUUGGACGUGGAGGGAGGGGAAGGUCAGAACACGCAGUGGGAGUGGGACCUGUCGGGCGAGGGUUGUGAGCACUUGCAUCUCGUGCUCAAGUACUGGAACUACCUGGUACUGCCGUACCCGGAGCUGCGCGAAGCUGUGUCCUGGGGCCAGGUGCGAUGCUAUUGCACCAACUGCCAGCCUGAUGCUCAGUACCCACUCGCUGGCUGGGUCCGUAUCGAGCGUAUCGACGGUGUGGGUGCGAGUCAGCGCGGCUACUGGCACGUGAUGCGUUCGACGCUGGGCUCGGCGCAGGCCAUCGCGGGCGAGCGCGGCCCCGUGCGCCGCCCGCGCCUUCACCCCGCACCCACCAACAACCCGCGGAACGGGUCCGCGUUUGAUGACAUCUGGUACGACGAGGAGGGGAAGCCGCACCACACCGUGCUGGCCAUCGAGAUAGAUGUAGAGGGCUCUGAGGCAGAGAACGACCGCGUGCUGGCGUUCCUGAUUUUCUUGAGGGCGCAUGUGCUGUUUGUAGAAGACAACACGCCUAGCCUCGAGGAGUAAGCGGCGCCGCGCAAUAUUUGCGCCCUAGCUAUCUCUUAAACAUCGUGAAAGUAUUCCUUAGCUGUAAGAAACAAUCGAACGAUUGUACGUAUCGAUAUUACAGGUACAAUACUCACGGUGUAUCUUCGCAAAAGCGACAUAAUAUUAUACUCUACUCUAUGUUAGAUUUAAGAAACCAAAACAGGUUGUUGUAAGUAUUAAAUUGGAGUAUUUAAUUUUAGUAAUGGCUCGUAAGAUGGUAGGUAUACUUAGGCAGUGUUUUUUGAUCUCAAAGUCGAGUGGAUCUAUUUCUUAUGUGCUUGAAGCACUUAAUCAUGGUUAACCGUUUCAUUAAUGAAAUACAAAAUUAAUUAGAGUUUCUGCAAAUUGCAAGUUUUAAAAUUGGUCUUGAAUGUUUACUUCAGAUUCAUAGAUUCGGAUGGAUAAUUAACUCAAACAGAUUAUUUAUGCCUAGUCGUUUAUGAUGAGACAUCACAAUUUUACUCAACAACUUUUUGAACCAAACCUAGGCUACUGAAACCAAAAUUUUUGACCAUGAUUAUUAAGAAAUGUGUGAUUGAGAGAUUCGAUUCGCAAGUCGCAGGAUUCAACGAAGAGAGGUGUGUCAAUGUGGUGCUCGUAGGCGAUAGGGAUAGCUUGGAUAUUAACUACUAGAUUAGUGAACCCUACAAAAAUAGGCUGGCUUUUAAAAUAGGGCUGUUUCGACGGAAUUAAUAGUAGGAGGAGCAUAGUAAUGCAAUCGUGAUGAGCAUAGCACAGGUCACGCUAACUACAAACUCGAAACAUUUAUGUACCACAAAUUAUGUGUCAUUAACACCUAAAAAACUCGUUCACCAGUUUUUCUCUGCCGGAAAAUAAUUGACAGGUCAUUACUUCUGGCCGUAAGUUUCGAGUUUGAUAGAUGGAAAGAAUGGAGUAUGUAAUCUGGCUUAUCUUUAGAUAACUAAAAUAAUAAGAACGUGGUUCUAAGUAUUCUUGGAAGAUAUGACAAUAAAGCUUUAAAAUUAUUAGCGUGGUGGUCCGCAAUAUUUGCUGACUCACCACCGAGUUCGAUGAUUGAGCAUUCAUAAUUCCAUUAAAAUUAAAUUAGGCGGGAUUUUGUAAGAAUUCAAUUAAAAUGUAAGCAGCUGGUUUGCACUUGAUAAGAUAUGUUAGUGUUUCUGCGAUGGAUGGCUCUGCAGUGUGGAGGGUAUGUUUGUACUUACAGGUCAAAACACACUGCGCUACUCUACAACUAGUCACUGGAUGUCGUGGACUCAAUACUCCACUAGCUUUUAGUAUUGACAUUUUGAGCACAUUACUUUCGUGAUCUCAGUUCGUACUCUUACUCUUUUCUAUUUAUUUGUAGCCCUUUUGGUAGUAUACAAUCAGUGCGUUAUGUAUUACUUAUUCAUGUAGGAAUUUUGUAGUGGCAAGCUUAGGUGGAAAUCACAGCAGUAAGGUAUGGUAAGACAAACAUUGGAUAUUUGGGUGCUUUUUAUAAUGAAGUACGUUUCUAACUUGGAUACAUUGAAGACUGAUUUGCUGUGGCUACACCUUGAUACAAAAGCAGUUUGAAUGAAUUCCGAUCUUAUCAGUCACUGUCUAUUAGUUUUAGAACAUGAUCAGUUAUUCCUCGUAGCUUAUAAGCAGCUAUUUAAUAAUACGUAACUACGUGUCUACAUAAUCAUAUUCUGUAGCUGGCGACGAUUCGCACAACCUUUAAUAUUAUAUAUAAUGUUUACAUCGAAUGUUAUCGAACAUUCGGCGAGAUUACUCUUGCGAUUCCGAUGUAUUAGAAGCUAUCUAACACCUAUCAAUGCUUGUACUAUGUCAUUAUGUAUCUUACAACAAGACGUAGGUUUUACUUGUCGACAAGCAUGCGUAUGAAACAUUGGAACAAUAUUUCUGUGUGUAUUACUAAUUUUCUGAGCAAAUAAACGAUCAUCAUAAAA
Trichoplusia ni (cabbage looper) is the source of this 8176-nucleotide messenger RNA. It is a transcript of the gene Neurl4, whose product is annotated as neuralized-like protein 4. Gene Ontology annotation, molecular function: ubiquitin protein ligase activity. Lineage: Eukaryota; Metazoa; Arthropoda; Insecta; Lepidoptera; Noctuidae. The transcript has 31 exons. The record is from RefSeq and is a predicted model, not a curated record. The coding region runs from base 657 to 6242 and encodes 1861 amino acids.